GACCUUGUUAUAUAAAUAUAGCCAGAUAUAGAUCACAUAUUCACGCUCGUUCUUCCUUCUUCUUCCUACUCUCUCCCCAGAAACAUUUCAAGAUUGGCUUCUUCUCUCUGUCUUGUUGCAGAAAUGGUUAGCGCGACGGUUGCGAGGAACAUCGUUGGCAUUAUUGGAAAUGUCAUCUCGUUCUUCUUGUUUGCAUCGCCCAUACCAACGUUCGUAAGAAUAUACAAGAAGGGAAGCGUAGAAGAGUACAAAGCGGAUCCGUACUUGGCGACAGUUCUAAACUGCGCGCUUUGGGUGUUCUACGGAUUACCAAUGGUCACGCCAGACAGCACUCUCGUCAUCACCAUUAACGCCACUGGCCUUCUCAUUGAGCUCUUCUAUAUCUCCUUCUACUUGUUCUUCGCCCCCAAAAACCGUAGGGUAAAAGUGGGGAUAUGGCUUGCGGUGGAGAUGGUGUUUGUGGGGAUUGUGGCGACACUCACGUUGCAAUUAUUCCACACACAUAAACAGAGAUCCUCUGUGGUUGGGAUCCUUUGUGUUGUUUUCGUCAGCCUCAUGUACAUUUCCCCUCUCACCAUCAUGGGAAAGGUGAUCAAAACCAAAAGUGUAAAAUACAUGCCAUUCUCUCUCUCGCUAGCCAACUUCCUUAAUGGUGUUGUUUGGGUUAUUUAUGCCCUCAUCAAAUUUGAUCUUUUCAUUUUGAUUGGGAAUGGGUUAGGAACAUUAUCAGGAGCAUUACAGCUUAUCUUAUACGCUUGUUACUGCAAGACAACACCAAGAGAGGUUGAAGAAGACAAUGCCUCGAAACCUACGGGGAUACAACUCAGUGGAAGUCAUGGACAAGCUGCAAGAGCUUAUGCUUAAACUUGAUUAGUAGAUUAAUUAAAAGUAAUUAACUACUUGUGUCACGUUUCCAAUUUAAGUUUAUGGGUUGGAAUUGAACACAGAAAAUCACCCCAUGCUUGGUUUUAUAUAAUAUAUAUCAAAACCUAGCGGACUAUCUUCUACAAGGGUCCCCCACACGCAAUACUUCUAUGACCCAUGGAUCAUAUAGGUUUUGUCUUGGCUCUCCUCUUCUCUUGUCUCUCUCUCUCUAACAACAAUUGCUAACGACAAAGCUGUCUAUAAUGGCACUGGUAUCA
Messenger RNA from Tarenaya hassleriana, 1142 nucleotides. RefSeq names its product bidirectional sugar transporter SWEET4. Bases 124 to 864 code for a protein of 246 amino acids. Lineage: Eukaryota; Viridiplantae; Streptophyta; Magnoliopsida; Brassicales; Cleomaceae. The record is from RefSeq and is a predicted model, not a curated record. The transcript is spliced from 6 exons. Gene Ontology annotation, molecular function: sugar transmembrane transporter activity. Gene Ontology annotation, biological process: carbohydrate transport. Gene Ontology annotation, cellular component: membrane.